Messenger RNA from Lathyrus sativus (Indian pea), 684 nucleotides. Lineage: Eukaryota; Viridiplantae; Streptophyta; Magnoliopsida; Fabales; Fabaceae. The record is from the annotation of a GenBank genome assembly.
AUGUCCGUUCAACAUCUGCGAAAUUCUAGGGUUUCUCGCCUCUUCCUAAUCUCCUUCGUUAUUUUCUUCAUCUAUUUCCCAGGUUUGGUGUUAUCCGCGGUAGUGACGCUGAGUUCCUUUGAGAUCUUCACAACCCAUGAGUGGCUGAGAGCCACUCCGACUGUAUAUUUUCGAUGCACCGGGGAUAACAAGACGGUUUUACCUGAUGUCAAGAAAAAACAUGUUCUUUAUGCAUUUAAGGGAGAAGAGUCUUGGCAGCCUAUCACUGAAUUUAUAGGUAGAAAAUGCAAGCGAUGUGGAUUCUAUGAGAAAGACAGCAUUCUUAAGGAUCAUGAAUUUGAUGAGUGGGAGCUGUGUCCUUCUGAUUUUUCCGCACCUGCUGGCAAUUAUGUUCACUUCAAGGAAAAAGAAUUUAAUGCUAGUUUUCUAUGCCCUGAAUGCCUACUUUUUUCUAAUAAUGUUACUAUGUCAGCACCUGAGGGGGAUCAUAAAGAAAAGGGAAAAAAUAUAGGGGUUAUAAUUUUGGUUGCCGUUUUGGUCUCAGCCGUACUGAUCGCGGGAGCUCUGGGUGCAUAUAAGUACUGGCAAAAGAGGAAGAGAGAACAGGAUCAGGCCCGAUUUUUGAAGUUGUUUGAUGAAGGGGAUGACAUUGAGGAUGAGCUCGGCCUUGGCCCAAUGUUAUGA